Gadus macrocephalus (Pacific cod) is the source of this 2339-nucleotide messenger RNA. RefSeq names its product aquaporin 9b (gene aqp9b). The transcript is spliced from 6 exons. Gene Ontology annotation, molecular function: glycerol channel activity; urea transmembrane transporter activity; water channel activity. Gene Ontology annotation, biological process: water transport; glycerol transmembrane transport. NCBI's taxonomy places the organism in Eukaryota, Metazoa, Chordata, Actinopteri, Gadiformes, Gadidae. Gene Ontology annotation, cellular component: basolateral plasma membrane; plasma membrane. The coding region runs from base 165 to 1031 and encodes 288 amino acids. The record is from RefSeq and is a predicted model, not a curated record.
ACGGGAACCGACCCGAGGAGAAGAACGGAUUAGUUGCACCAUGCAGGAGCUCCGAGUGGGAGGAGGCUUCCCUCUCCGAGGUCGAGUGGACAAUUAGCAGGAUUCACCCUGCAACACUGUUCUGUACUGACACAGGAGAACAGCACCCAGACCCUGGACUCAACAUGGGACACGAAAGCAUGACCAAAAUCAAGGAGAAGUUCUCCCUGAAGCACGCCAUCAUCAAGGAGUUCCUGGCCGAGUUUCUGGGGAUCUUCGUCUUAAUUCUGUUUGGCUGCGGGGCAGUGGCCCAGGCUGUCCUCAGCAAGGGGGCCCUGGGGGGGCCCCUGACCAUCCACAUCGGCUUCACCCUGGGGGUCAUGAUGGCGGUGUUCGUGGCCGGGGGGGUGUCUGGCGCCCACGUGAACCCGGCCGUCUCUCUGGCCAUGGUCCUCCUGGGGAAGCUGCCGCUCAGGAAGUUCCCGGUGUACGUCCUGGCCCAGUUCCUGGGGGCCUUCGUGGGCUCCUGCGCCGUGUACGCCCUGUACUACGAUGCCCUGAUGGCGUUCACCAACGGUGACCUGAUGGUUACCGGGGACAACGCCACCGCCAACAUCUUUGCUUCGUACCCAGCGAAGCAUCUCUCCACUCUCAACGGCUUCGUGGAUCAGGUGAUCGCGACGGCCGCCCUGAUCCUGUGCAUCCUGGCGAUCACCGACGCCAAGAACCUGGGCGCGCCGCGGGGGAUGGAGCCGCUCUGCAUCGGCCUGGUCGUCAUGGCGAUCGCCGUCUCCAUGGGCUUCAACUGCGGCUACCCCAUCAACCCCGCCCGCGACCUGGGACCACGCCUCUUCACCGCCGUGGCCGGCUGGGGGCUGGACGUGUUCAGGGCUGGGGGGUGCUGGUGGUGGGUCCCGGUGGCGGGCCCCAUGGUGGGGGGCGUGGUCGGGGCCUCGGUCUACUUCCUGCUGGUGGAGCUGCACCACUCGGAGCCGGACGCCCCCGAGGAGACCGGCACCAAGGACAAGUACGAGAUGAUCACCGUGAGCUAGACCCCCGCGGGGAGCUCCCCCCCUCCCCCCUCACCCCCUCCCCCCUCACCCCCUCCACGGAGGGCACACCGUCCGGGGGUCUUCUGCCCGUUGCUCCCUCGGUGGUACGGUGACGUUAGCCGGCAGCUGGUGUUCCUCCCGGAGGACGCUCCGUCUAAUCAUCGGAGCACAUCGAUCAGGACUAGAUACAAACGCAUCGAGCCUUUAUAUUAAAAAGAUAUUUAAUCAAUACCCUCUUGACCUUUUCUAUCUCUUUCUGAACGAAUCAGAGUUUCUUACUUUCCGUGCGGGGGGUGAGAUGCACGAUAAACGAACUCGGACGUCUCAGUAUUCUGUGUUUAACUGCCUGAUUAUCUUUACCUUGGAGCAUUGCCAAGUUGCUUCAUCGUGGGAUGAAUAUAUAUAUUAUUGUAUAUCUAUAUUCAGUAUAUAAAUCGUACACACGGGUCAAAAUGCCAAGUAUGUGAAAUAACUAUUAUACAUGUUUGAUAACCAGUAUAUUUUGGAUGUUGUAAUAUAUUGCUUGUCUAGUAAAGGGUGCCCCCAUGCAGAUAAGCAGUUUAGUUGUUUUUCUAUAUUUAAGAUCCAUCAAAGUGGACGCAUUGUAGUGUUUAUGAUUUACGCUUUUGUCUUUGUAUUGGUGUCAAAGUAUUAGACACAAAAGAUUUCCUGCAUUUGAUCAGUAUUAUAUAAGCACAGUCAAGACAAUCUACUGUAUUAUGUUUUUGUAUUUGUUUGCAUUGUGGAUGUAUUUUUAAAUAUGGACAGUUAAAAUAACACUUUUAAAUUGACUGUUACAAUACAUGGGUGGAUCGAUGGGAUCCACACAUGUUUAAAGAUACACUACAAACUGAUUUACUAUUCUCACUCACUGUAAGUAUGUUUUAAGAGCUUUUAUUUUUGUGUUAUUAGGAAGAAGAAGCCUAGCUUUCGUUCAUCUUACAGUAGUUGAAAUCCGUUCUGAGUUGACUGCACCUGCCUCUGUACGAGCAGACAUGGACUGAGACAGCUCCAGGCUCAUUCAGACCAGCCUUUGGGUUAGGGACUCCGUCUUACCUCCACAACAGGUGAGGCGGUGGAACACUUCUCCAUGGCCAAGGACCUUUGGAAAGCGCCGUUUUGUUGGGUUGUUUCCAAGCCUUGCCUUCUGCUGCUCUUUGCUGAUCUCUCCCUGAGUCUCACAACGUACCUAAAGAAGCUUUAAAUUCAUAGCGUACGUUAGCAUUUACCCUCACCACCCCUUUGUCUGUGAAUGUAAUCAUGUCCACAUUGAGAAGAUAUAACCAGAAAUAAAUGUUUAUAAAACUA